GCAUCUUGUCGCGGUUAAAUGACAUCAUACGCGCGCCAACAUAACAUUCGGUACAUGUGGAGCUGUCAAUGAUGUGGAACUGUGGGGCUAAAUUGAACAGUUUAUUUAGUUGUUAGUCUGUUUUCUUUGUCCGUGGUUGGAUAUCCGGGCGGUGGCGCACUUUCAAGAGGUUUCGUACUUCGUGGAAUUAUAAAGAAGGACUCUGCUUCUAUUAAAUGCUGCCAGUGAGCUUCCUGCAGAGAGCAGCCAGGACGCUAACAUCAACAGCUAGCUAGCCGGUUGAUAGAGCAACAUUAGCCGGCAGACAGUCGUCGUCUGUGCUCUCCACACAUGGCUGAUGACAGUGUGAAAAUUGAAGCCUCAGCCCAGCAGGACAAGGAUAACGGAGCUAACGAGAGCAGCCAGAAGACUGAGAGUAGUAAUAAUGGAGAGAAUGCAGCAGGAAACCAAACAGUGUCCAAAAGGCAAAAGAAGAAGCUUCUGAAACAGCAGAAAUGGGAAGAAGAGAGAGAACUACGAAAGCAGAAACGAAAGGAGAGGAAGCAGCAGCGUCGGCUGCAGAGGCACAACCAUCCGGAGGAGCAGGGAGGAGAGGCCCAACACGUGAGGAAACGUCCCCGCAGAGAGGUGACGCCCAGCUCGCUGAGGCUGGUGGUGGACUGCAGCUUCGACAACCUCAUGCUGACCAAGGAUGUCCAGAAGCUUCACAAACAGAUCCAGCGCUGCUAUGCUGAGAACAGACGAGCCACGCAUCCAGUGCAGGUGUAUCUGACCAGCCUGGGAGGACAGCUGAAACAGAGCAUGGAUGAAAAGGACAAAGGAUGGGUGAACUGGAAGGACAUCAGCAUCAAAACUGAGCACUACAGCGAAGUGGUGGCGAAGGAGGAGCUGGUGUACCUGACAUCGGACUCUCCCAACGUCCUGGAAGAGCUGGACCACACAAAGGCCUACGUGAUAGGAGGCCUGGUGGACCACAACCACCAUAAGGGGAUCACUUUUGAGAGGGCGAAGGAGCUGGGGAUCGAUCACGCUCAGCUUCCUCUGAGCAGUUUUGUCAAGAUGAACAGUCGGAAGGUUCUGGCAGUCAAUCACGUGUUUGAGAUCAUCCUGGCCUACUUGGAGAAGGGCAGCUGGCAGGAGGCCUUCUUCACCGUCCUGCCUCAGAGGAAAGGAGCAGUGGCCGUCGACCAGGAAAAAGAAGAGGCAGAUUCAGACUCUGACCCCGGUCCCUGACACACCAGACCACACUGAGAAAAGAGCUGAAAAACUUUGUGUGUGUGUGUGU
Molecule: messenger RNA, 1285 nt
Organism: Perca fluviatilis (European perch)
Lineage: Eukaryota; Metazoa; Chordata; Actinopteri; Perciformes; Percidae
Gene: trmt10a
Product: tRNA methyltransferase 10A
Exons: 7
Coding region: 331-1233 (300 amino acids)
Biological process (GO): tRNA N1-guanine methylation
Cellular component (GO): nucleus; nucleoplasm; cytosol
Molecular function (GO): tRNA binding
Source: RefSeq, a predicted model, not a curated record